AUGCGACCAACAAUUAUCACUGAUGUCCAGUGUUUCUUGACGUGCCCGGACGGUAUCGAUCUGGUCGUCGUCAAGGUCCUGACGGAUCGCGAGGUGCAUGGCUGGGGCUGCGCGACCUUCACUCAGCGUGCUUUGGCUGUCAAGACCGUGGUGGAUGAAUACCUCUUGCCUCUACUCAAGGGCCGAGAUGCGAACAAUAUCGAAGACCUCUGGCACAUGCUGUCUGUCAACUCGUACUGGAGGAAUGGACCUAUCGGCAACAAUGCGGUAGCUGGCGUGGACAUGGCCCUUUGGGACAUCAAGGGAAAGCUCGCUGGCAUGCCGUUGUACCAGCUAUGGGGCGGGAAAUCCAAAGACGCCAUAGCCGUCUAUACUCACGCCAGUGGGAACACCUUAGACGAGCUUUUCGCUUCCGUGGAUUCCAAGAUUGCCCAGGGUCACACGCAUAUACGAUGUCAGCUUGGCAUCUAUGGGGGUGUCCCGAAACACAUGCACUCGACAAAGAAUCCUACACAUGGAGCGUACUAUGAUCAAGACGAGUAUAUCGAGAACACCAUCACCAUGUUCAAGGCUUUACGGGAGAAAUAUGGCUACAGGCUUCAGUUCCUUCAUGACGUUCAUGAGCGACUGUGGGCGUCUCAAGCCAUUCAAUUGGCAAAGGCUCUUGAACCGUACAGGCCCUACUGGAUCGAAGACAUCUUCUCCCCGGAGCAAAGUGGAUGGUUCGCCAACUUGAGGGCACAAUCCUCGGUGCCUUUGGCCAUGGGAGAACUCUUUGCUCACCCUCACGAAUGGCGAGACUUGAUUGUCAAUCGACAGAUCGACUUUAUACGAUGUCACAUCUCUGACAUCGGUGGCAUCACACCUGCUCUCAAGCUUGGCGCCCUUUGUGAGACAUUCGGCGUUCGCAUAGGCUGGCAUGGUCCAGGAGAUAUGACGGGAAUAGCCGUGGCAGUCAACACACACCUCAACAUCUUCUUGACGAACGCUGCGGUUCAAGAGUACACGGCAGCGGCUGAUAGCACCAAGCGAGUGUUUCCCAAUACGCCUGAGCCUGAUAAUGGGUUCAUAUACCCUGGCACAGCGCCUGGUAUAGGCGUCGAGUGUGACGAAGCAGUCGCCAGGACGUUCCCUCCGUUGAACAAGGUGGUGGAAUGGACACAGUCGAGAUUACCCAACGGGGCAUUGUUCACCCCUUGA
This is a messenger RNA of Kockovaella imperatae, 1200 nucleotides long. Its product is annotated as muconate lactonizing enzyme. The record is from RefSeq and is a predicted model, not a curated record. The transcript has a single exon. NCBI's taxonomy places the organism in Eukaryota, Fungi, Basidiomycota, Tremellomycetes, Tremellales, Cuniculitremaceae. Bases 1 to 1200 code for a protein of 399 amino acids.